UUCUCCUUAGUCGUCGUCGCCGUCCAAAAUUGUUUGAUUCCAUCCCUAUCCUCUGUUAGUGUUGGUUUUUGUGUUCAAGGUUUGAUUAGAAAGUUUGUUUUAAGUUUGUAUCUGCGACCAAACGUGUUUCGGAAGUUAUAGCAGUUUAAUUGAUGGGGUUGUUUAGAGGCGGGAGAUACGAUGAUGGAUUUGAGUUGUGUUCAAUCCUGAUGUUGUUUUGUGUACAAUAUUGAUUCAAGGGUUAUACAAAGCAGUGAAGAUUGAGGAUGCAUCGAAGCUGUACCAAAUUGAUUCAAGGACUCUGCAAAAUAGAACAACUUGAUGCAGCGGCAGCGGUAGAUGUGUUCUCAUACACUCUGGAUAACAACUUCAAGCUGAUGCCUAGAGUUUGCAACUACCUCCUAAGCUCUCCUGCAGGCUUUCAACGUGUUUGCCUUGGUUGGGAAGUCAUUUCAGGGAAUUUGAUUCUACCAUUCGGAGGAGACGGAGAAGCUCAUCUGAGAUAUUUGAGUUCCUUCAGGGCAUUCAUGCAGGGAUUAAAUACCGAGUAUGAGAGAUUGGACAAGAACCAGUCUACUCAAUCAGCUGUUGUACAUGGGAUGGGCACAGAGUCAAAUAUGGUGGAACAAGUCUCUAAACAUUGUUCUUAAUUUUGAACUCAGAGGAUUUGGGUUGUGCUAUGUGCAACGUCUUAGUUGUCAUAGUUUGUAAAUUACAAUUGUGAUGAGAUUUUCUGUGAUGAAUUACAAACUCUUCUCAUUUCUUUGUAAUGAUAUUUAUAAACUUUUAUGUCUUAUAAAAAACUGUGAGUUUAUUUAGUUAGUUUAUCUGUCUAUGAGUGU
Brassica oleracea var. oleracea is the source of this 842-nucleotide messenger RNA. RefSeq lists its product as uncharacterized. The transcript has 2 exons. Bases 267 to 650 code for a protein of 127 amino acids. The record is from RefSeq and is a predicted model, not a curated record. NCBI's taxonomy places the organism in Eukaryota, Viridiplantae, Streptophyta, Magnoliopsida, Brassicales, Brassicaceae.